Messenger RNA from Nerophis lumbriciformis (worm pipefish), 8262 nucleotides. RefSeq lists its product as uncharacterized. The record is from RefSeq and is a predicted model, not a curated record. Gene Ontology annotation, biological process: cell-matrix adhesion. Gene Ontology annotation, cellular component: cell surface. NCBI's taxonomy places the organism in Eukaryota, Metazoa, Chordata, Actinopteri, Syngnathiformes, Syngnathidae.
UGUGUCUCAGGUGUCAACACUUAUAUACACACACACACACCCACACACACACACACACACACACACACACACUCACACACACACAAAGACGCUGAACUUUGCAACGACGUGAUUUGGACAUUUUCUCCUGCAAUCAACAGCGGAAACAACGUUAAUUCGCAGUGAGAAGAAGGAGUUUAAGAAAUUUGCGCCCCGCCAUCCUCAUGAGAGCAGUGGCAUCAUGAAAUCACUCUACAUUUUCCUGCUCCUCUACUUCCUGUGGGGCUGCUUUGAGCCAUCAAGUCAACAAAGAGAUGAAACCUGCAACUCAACAGCACCCUGCUCCGUACCAGAUGCAGCGUCGGGCUUCCUCCAGUGCGUGGGCUUACCUGCAUCAGAUACCGGACGAGAUCACUUGCGAAAUCUGAAAGGAAUGCUGGAAGCGGCAAUGGACGUGUUCACCUUCAUGAGGUCCAGUGCAGAAAGAGUGCCACUUUUCCACCUGCUGGCAAAUAUGACUUUGGACCCCGAAGCAGACCCCCUCCAUAACGAGGCCCUGGUGAAGAUGUGGCUGGAGGUCAAGAUGAAACCAUUGUUGAAAUCCAUUAACAGGCACAUGCUGGCCUGUCUCAGCACCAAGAACUUCAGCUGCUCCGCCUACCAGACCGUCGUGAAGGAGCUCAGCCACCAUUUCUCUGAGAUGAUUCCUGAGAGACAACAAUGGGUCUACUCAUUCUUCAUGUACCCGUUCCUGUCGGGAAAUGGAGUAGCUGGUUGUGUACAUCCAAACGAGAGCAGUGAAGACUGGCUGUUGAAGAAUUUUGGUGCCUUCAGUGUUAUGGCCAGAAUGAACGACCUCUCGACAAUCAACAUCAUCUUCGAUGGCCUGGAAGUUCUUAACCUGCUGUCCUCGCAGCAGAAGGCCGAGCUGCUUUUGAGGCCCGAGGUGGGAGGUUUGAGCAACGGCUCUCUUCACCUCGUAUUCCACAGUUUGAUGGCAGAUGGCCCACCGGGCAUCUAUGGAGGAAACCACAACCGGACCGGGCCCGGGCAUUCGUAUCCUCCCCCGCCCACUGACAGCCCAUAUUUACCAGCAUCCCCUCACAACAGCCUGGGGGAGGUGAUCAGAGGCAUCAUGAUGGCUGUCAAACCCAUCGGCAGCUUUGUUCAUGAUUUUGUGUGGUUCACCAAACAGAGGAACGUGUCUGAAAUAAGAGGCAGCACUAUGACGCAGUUCUUUCUCAAUUGGACACUGGCGGAGAUGGCCAGUAUUUACAAACCAAGGGAUCCUCCGCAACCACUUGAUCCCGUGGAGACGCCGGAAUGCAACACGACAGAGAUAGAGGACUGGUACCUACGUGUGGUGAUGCCCGUUCUGCGGAGGUUCUCCAAGGACGACCAGUCCCUGAGGAGUCCCCGCCUCAAGCUCGCCUUCUGUUACAUGUACAAAAUGGAUCACCAUAUUGACUAUGAAAUUGAUGAAGUCCAGGAUGUGUGCAGUGUCACUCUCAAUGGGAAUCCUUGUGGGAUGACGGACGCGGUAGAAAACGUGGCCCACAUUAUGCACUGUGCCGCUAAAACCAACCUGACUCUGACUGAGGGGAACAUCAUGAGGCUGAUUUUGGAGUUGACGAACCGCCUCAACUUACUGAUCAAUGAGUUUGCCACAGCAAACUUCGCAGAGGUGUCGUAUGACUUCAGGCAUGUCUUUGAAGAAGCUAACGCUGUCAUGGAAAACCUGGAAGACCCGGAGUUCAUUACCAUGUGGUUCUAUGUAAAGUUGAUGCCCCUCCUGCCCAAAAUUCCCAAUGACUUGCUUUUCUGCCUCAGCAACAAGAACUUCUCGUGUCCUGCCUACCAAACUAUUGUUGCUCUCCUUAGCCAACACAUGAGUGACUGGGAUUCCAGUUCAGUGUACCAUCCCGAUUCAGUGUACCGUUCCGAUUCAGAGUACCGCCAAAACAUCUACAGUACCUUCAUCUACCGCUUCAUGAAGAGAUCUUCUGGGCUUCAUCACAACAUGUCCGAUGUUUGUUUCUCAGCCAAUAACAGCAGAGAGUGGCUGUUGAAGAAUUUCGGUUCCUUCUCGCAGUUCGCAAACGUGACAGACUUCCAUAACCUCAACCAAUACUUCUCAGGACUGGACGUUUUGGAUCUCCUUUCUCCGCAACAGAUGGCCCAGAUGAUGAUCCUACCUCUUCCAACGCCACCCGAGAAGGAGGUGGUCAUCGAGGAGGUGUUUGACUUCCUGCUGGAGUACCCCAGAGAGAGAAAGCUACUCCACGUCAUUGGAUUCAUGAUCUCAUUGGCUGAAAUGACCAAUCCUCCCUGUACUACCUACAUAGCUAUUUUGGAGCGUCUUCAAAGCAUCAUUGGGUCCGUUCCUCCUGACUUGGAGCCACACAUCAGGGCCGCAGUGGACAUAUUUAUCCGAAUUGCCCCACGAGAUUGUCUGCCGAAAGAAAUUCUGUGCAAUCUGAACAUCGUCAAUGCUACUGACGUCUGCAAAGGAAUCAACAGCUCUGAGCUUCAAUUGCACUUUGACACAUCAUCGGACGUCCCCUGCGACUUCACCCUGGAGGAAUAUGCUUGUGCAAAGCUGCCAAACUUCACGCCCAAUCAGCUGGCAUCCCUGAUGUCAUGUGGUGUGUCCAACGUAAGCAAGCAUUCCGUAACGCUGUGGAAGAUCGUGCUCACUAAUCAUAACGCCGUCUUGGAUCCGGCUUUGGACAUCCUGGCUGAUAAGCCUAUAAAUGAGAUUGUAGCGUCAAUGCAAGCCAUUUUGGAUGUGAUCGGAGAGAUCCGACUGGCAAUGCUGAGUGAUGAACAGCUGAAUAACAGCACCGUCAUCGCCAAGUGGUUCUCCAGGCGCCUCGCACGCUUCCUGCCUGUGGCAUCGCCGAGUUUCCUGCGAUGUCUGAGCCUCAGGAAUUUCAGCUGUCAAGCAUAUCAACAAAUUUUGCAGGCGUUCGCACAAACCUUUAACAGCGUGGACUCGUUCUGGGAUCAGUUGAUUUUGGAGGAAUUUAUCAAGCGUUUUCUGUCUCGUCCCCACUCAGGCCCUGGCUGUCUCUCCGGAUACAACAGCAGUGCCGAGUGGUUGAUGGACAACGUGGGUCCAUAUUCCCAGUAUUUGUCUCUCCAAGAGAUCCUGAUGCUUAACCCAGAGUUCGACCCUCUAGAAGCGCUUCCACUUCUGACUGCAACACAACGAGUGCAGCUGCUCUUCUUGCAGCUUCCCAGUCUUCCUGAACAGGGUGUUAUCAUCAACCAACUGUUUGAUCAACUGACUGAAUCACCCGAGGAGCAGAAGAGCAUCCCUGAAUUUCUCGCACGCCUUCUUGGUUAUCUUGAUAAGGAUUCCAAUGGAAACUUUUCCUGUUCCUCAUACAAAACACUAUUUGCCAGACUGGACUUGGCUGUGGUGAAAGUUCCACUCAAUGUGGCGUCAAUCAUCACGGACAGAAAGAGAGAGCUGUCCAAACUCAUUCCCCCUGGUUGCAUCAUAUACAGCAGUGAGUGCAACGUGACCUCAUCCAAUGAGACGGAGAUUUGUAUGGGAGUCAACAGCACAGCGCUCCAGCUCCACCUGGACAACAACACGUUGGAGGGACGUUUUUGUGACUUUGCAGUGGAGGAAUUUGCAUGUGCAUCGCUCGCAUUGCUAACAGCCCAGGAUCUGGCCAUGAUAUUAAACUGUAACCGCUCGGCCAACGCCAGCGGCUCCACGCCCAUCUGGAAGCUCCUUCUCUCCAAGACCUCUCAUGUGCUCAAUCAGUCUCUGGAGCUUCUCGCCAACAUGACGUAUGAUCCCCAAAAUCCUGCGUCAUCUGUGAUUUUGGACGCUAUUGGAGAAGUCCGUUUGAACUUCUUCCCCGAUUCCUUCAUUAACGAUCCUGCCUUCAUCGAGCUCUGGUUCAACCGCACGCUGCGCCCAUUCCUACCCGCAGUCUCCUUUAACUUCCUGUCAUGUCUUACAACCAAGAAUUUAACCUGCAACACCUACCAACAAAUUGUGCAGACGCUGAGUCUUGUGAAGCCAGACAUGAGCAUCACCGUACAAACAAGAGUCCUAAGUCACUUCAUUAAGGUCUUCCUAACCCGUAAUGACACGGCUGAUCCCAGUUGUAGCUCACACAUCGACAACAGUGGUGAAUGGUUACAGCAGAACUUGGGAGCAUUCUCCCACUUGGUACUCUUCAGCGAACUGCAGAUGCUCCACUCCAACUUUACACCGAUGGAGGCCUUACCAUACCUAACGAUCCGACAGUUAGCUGAUGUGGCUUCCUCGCCUGGUCAGCUGGUUAGCCCUGCUAUGGUUGACAUCUUGAUGCAGCAUGUUCCUGACCACUUCCUGGCCAACUUCUUUGAUGAUUUCUCUCCUUCUAUCAUGAGUCAUCAAGAAGAAAUCCCAUCACCAGUGGGGUCGGCCAUGUUGGAGGUCGUGUUCGAUCGAGCGAAUCUCUCCCAUUCGUCAAUCAACGAUUCUGUGGUCUCAGUGUGGCUCCGCAGUCGACUAGGCCCCUUACUGUUCAACAUGUCUCAUCAGCACGUUUCCCCGUUCUUCGAGAUCCUGGCGGGAAGGAACUGCAGCCUCGAGCAGGAAGGAAUCAUGAACCUGAAUAUGUCCAUAUCCAGUCUCACUGCAGUUACACAUAAAGAAAUACAUAACCACAUCAUUCAGGCUCUUCAAGAGCCCACACUCCUACGUUGCUACGUCGACGGCCACAGUUACUACGACUUCCUGCAGAGUUGGUUCUUGGGUUUCCAGUUGCCCAACCUGACCACCUUCCUGUCCCUCAUGCCCGAGGACCGCAUGAAUCAGUUGGUGAACUCCAUCUCUCCAAUGGAACUUGGAGACUACCUCCGCCUUCCUGACAUUGUUGACGACAACACCACACUUUGCUCCAUCUUCAGCAACUAUCACUUGACACCUUCGUUCGUGGAGCUGGAGAUGCUCCCAGAGGCGGUGCGAGAGCCGAUGUUGCCGUGCCUCUGGCCCAUCGCUCUCAGCAACACCACGAGAUCAGAGGUCGACGCCUGGUUUGACCAACGUCUCCGCAACUACUUGGGAUUCCUCACAAAGAAUCUUCUCAGAAGCAACGACACGUACAACGCCACCUGUGUUGCUUUCCAGAAACUUGUCUCAGUUCUUGGCAAUUUCCGCUACGAUGGUGUGGACUUUGCGAGGCGAGACGUGUACGAUACGAUCACAACAUACCUCAACUCUGCGACAGAGCCACGGUGUUAUGACGCAAGCGACCCAGAGCUGAACUCGACAGCCUGGUUCGCGGACUACAUCGGACCCUUCAUUGACUUCAUCAGUUUGCACGAUUUGCUUUUCACAUUCGGAUCAGCAGAGGUUCUUCAGGUGUUCACCGUGGACCUCCGGAACAUCGCCAUCUUCAACCAAACUGCUGUGCCUGUCAAUGUCACCAGCUACUACACAGAGCUGCUAUACAACCAGGACAACAACUUCAACCCUCUACUCCUUCCACUGCAGUUUCGUUGCUUUGCGCCGGGGACAGCCUUCAGCCAGUUGUCAGCAGACGAGACCAUGAUAAUUCUUUACAACCUGACCACCCUCUGCACCAACUUGGACCCCCAGGUGUCUUCUGCUUUGGCGAGUAACUUUGGGAACACGAUUGACGCUUCAGCCAUCGCAGCCCUCGGCCGUGAAAGCGCCGGCAUUUCCCAGGGCCAGCUCCAAAGCGUCAAACCCGAAGACCUACAUGCUUCCCUGGACACCCUUGCCAUAGUGUCCGACUGGAAUGAAGGCCAGGCCAAGGCCAUUAUUCUGUCUCUCAUAUCCUCCGGGCUCAUUCAGAUCAAUAAUGCAUCGUCACUAAUUAAUCUGGGCUCUCUUAUCAUCGGCAUACCCGCAAAUAUCUUCAGCAACAUCAGCAGCUCUCAGUUGAUCAGCGCAUCCCAGAACCCCUCAUUCCUGUCGCACCUCUUGACAGCCUCGCCAAUCAUCCACCAGGUCUUUGUGUCGCAGAUCAUCUUAGUCAACAGCAAUAGUGACGUUAUCAUAGAGAACGUUCCGGACGAUUUGGCAACGGAGAUCCCUCCCAUUCUGCUGCUGGACUUUAGCUCAAAUGAGAACAUUAUUGGCAAGCUCAACAGGAAGAAAUGGAGACGCACGCAGGCUGAGCUCUUCUUUGAGGUGGUAGCCAACCUAACAGCGACGGAAACGCUAGGAAGUCCGGACAAUUUGUCGUCAUCUGUGCUGCAAGGCUUCACGUGCACCGCAGUGAGGACUUUUCAAAGGUCGCAAGUAAACGCGCUAAUCAAAGCGUGCCGCAGGAGAGGCACCAACAAGGUCACUCUAGUGGAGACGCAGCUAACCUGCAUGUACAACCACAUCAGAGAGGAGGCAGAUGUCACCAGUUUUGACCUUUACCCUCCAGAUGUGCUGCUGUAUUACAACUAUUCCUUGGUGCCGCUGGCCAGCUGCAAGUCGUACUUUGAGGAGCUGUCGGAGGCAGACUUCUCCGUAUUCUCCCCAGAGCUCCGCUACAAAAGGGAUGAAUUGUUUUCUAACGCCAGGAGUUGCCUGGCCAUCACCAGCACCAGCUUGACCAAUGACCACAUAUCGGUGCUGGGAAACAUGUGCUGCAUUCUGGAGGGCUCCUACAUCAGCACCUCCAACUCAUCCAUCCUGGACAAGCUGCAGCAAUGCUCAGACCUCACGGCCGAUCAAGUCGCUGCCGUGGAAACUCUCCUGCAGAGCGGGAACACGCCACUCGGUCCUCCAUCAACAUGGACCAAAGCCACCUUGGAGGAUCUUGGACUGUUGCCUCUUUUUCUGACUUCUAACUUCUACAAAAACUUUGACAAAACAACAAAGCGGAGUUUCCUGAAGGACUUCCUGAACGCUCUCAGGCGAAUGCGUGUGGAUCGACAGAAGCUGAAGAGCUUGAAGACGGCAAUUAGAAUGUCCAAUCAAAACAUGGUCAAGCGAUCAGUCGCUAACGAGUGCAUCGUGGGCAAUAUCACCCAAGUGACCAUCGCUGAGGAGACCUUCCCCUUCGACUAUGAUGACAUCAACCAGUUCAACUGCUGCCUCAGCGCUGACACCGUCCGGGGAAACCUGGCCGCCAUCACGGACAAGGUGGACCAGGACGAGUACCUUCAGAUUGUUCUGGAAAAGCUGCGAGAGGCUUACGCCAGCCACGCAGCCAUCCCGGAGAAUCAGGUGGAUUUGUUAGGCUCGGCGUCACGUCAAGCCACCAUCACUGACAUCAACAUGUGGACCAUCACCCUAAUCGACACACUCUCUUCUCUAAUGGAUUCUUCCAACGGGCCCUGGGACCCCAAUCUGGCUAAGGAGAUCAUCUCCAAAUAUUUGGGUCAGGACGGGAACACGCUGGGCACGGCGGAGCUGAACGCCGUAGGAGGAGACAACCUGUGUAGCCUGGACACGAGUGUCCUUCAGAGUAUCUCACCACAAAGUCUAAGAAACGCGAGCACCUUGAUUAUAUCCAUCUGCACCCUGGAGAAGAAGCAAGCUCUCUUUAUCAUCGCCAGAGAAGCUUUUGGAGAAACGACCACGCGCUCUACCGUCGCUAUAUCCGACUACAAGCUGAUGCGGCCUUAUCUUGGGGGAGCGCCGCUGGAUUACCUUCGAAGUCUGGUGACCUCCGACGUCAACAUGGAUAUGGAAACUUUCAUUUCACUGAAUCCAUCCGUGGUUUUGGCCCUGACUGUCGAUGACGUCCGCGGUCUUCUCAACGCCAACUUGCCGGAGUUGAAGUCCUACGAGAAUCAGGCGUUGGUGCAAGAGUGGAUUCGGAACCAGAGACAGUCUGAGCUUGACACGUUGGGGGUGGGGCUUCAGGGAGGCAAAGCUGACCCCACAAGCGCCCCUCGUCCUACAGUCACACCUGGAUCCGGGACUGGCUCUACUACCGCCUCUCCCUCACCAUCUAGUGCCAGUGGGGGCCGCCUGAGAGCAGACCCCGGCCGUCUCUUCCUCCUCGUCCUGGGCCUCCUCAUGGCAUCCGUGCAUGUCUACCAAUGAAGGAGCAGCACCUGAUCUUUUCUAUGACUGAUGAAUACAUUCUUCUUUUUUUUUUUAUGAUCAAAUUAAAAUGACACACCAACAUGGCCCUCCAAAGUCCGUUCUCUCUUCUCAUGUAACAAAAAUGACUGCUAUUAAUCUUUACAUUAUUUUAUGAUGUACUGUACGUCUUUUAGAUGCCAUUACGUGUGCAAUAAUGAUUUACUUCAUGUACUUUUGACUGCUUGCAUUUUUUAAUAUUAAAGUCCUGCUUCUGAGAC